CUCAUCCAUUUGACACCCGCCAGUUUCCCUUCAUCCUCCCCCCUCCACUCGGAUCCAUUUCCCCCCAACCCAGUGGACUGGUCUAUGUAUGCCUGAGUUCAAGAUCUCCGCUUCUCUGGAGGGUCACGGCGAUGAUGUUCGCGCCGUGGCCUUUCCUAACGCCAAUGUUAUAUUCUCAGCAUCGCGCGAUGCAACGGUACGACUUUGGAAGCUAGUGUCUACCCCGCCUCCGACUUAUGACUACACUAUCACCUCUCAUGGCUCGGCCUUUAUCAACGCCUUGGCGUACUAUCCACCCACCCCCCAGUUUCCCGAUGGACUUGUCCUAUCCGGUGGUCAGGAUACUAUCAUCGAAGCCAGACAACCAGGCAAAGCUGCCGAUGACAAUGCAGAUGCUAUGCUCCUAGGGCAUACUCAUAAUGUCUGUGCACUUGAUGUGUCACACGAGGGUGGAUGGGUCGUCAGCGGAAGUUGGGACUCUACAGCUAGGCUGUGGAGGGUGGGUAAAUGGGAGUCCGAUGUUGUGUUCGAGGGCCAUCAAGGAAGUGUUUGGACAGUGCUCGCCUAUGAUAAGGAUACGAUCAUCACGGGUUGCGCGGACAAGCAUAUACGUAUAUUCAAUACAUCUGGGACCCUGCUGAAAACGAUCAAAGAUUCCCAGGACGUCGUGAGGGCUCUUUGCAAGGUGCCCGCCUCAAACCCCACCGGUGCGCAUUUUGCUUCUGCAAGCAACGAUGGAGUGAUUCGACUUUUUACCAUACAAGGCCAACUUGUUGGCGAGAUUCAUGGUCAUGAGAGCUUUAUCUACUCUCUGGCCACUCUACCUUCAGGCGAGUUAGUCAGCUCCGGUGAGGAUCGAACGGUGAGGAUCUGGGAGGGUACGCAGUGCGUACAAACUAUCACACACCCCGCCAUCUCUGUUUGGAGCGUUGCAGUGUGCAAGGAUAAUGGCGACAUAGUCACAGGAGCCAGUGACCGGAUCACAAGGGUCUUUAGCCGAAGCCAGGAGCGAAUGGCAAGUGCUGAAGUAGUGCAACAGUUCGAGAAGACUGUGAAGGAAUCGGCAAUUCCGGAACAGCAGGUUGGGAAUAUUAACAAAGAUAAGCUUCCGGGUCCGGAGUUCCUCAGACAGAAGUCCGGCACCAAGGACGGACAGGUGCAGAUGAUCCGGGAGGCCGAUGGUAGUGUCACUGCUCAUACUUGGUCGGCAGCUUCACGGGAAUGGAUCGCAGUCGGCACUGUUGUAGAUUCCGCCGCCAGCAGUGGAAGGAAAACGGAGUACCUGGGCCAAGAUUACGACUACGUGUUCGACGUUGAUGUGGAAGACGGCAAACCUCCUCUCAAACUUCCAUUCAACGUCUCUCAGAACCCGUACGAGGCCGCGACCAAGUUUAUCCAGGACAAUGAACUGUCAAUGAAUUACCUUGAUCAGGUGGCGCAGUUUAUUGUCCAGAAUACACAAGGUGCGACUCUUGGUCAGCCAUCGCAGGAUCAGACGCCUGCUGGUGCCGAUCCCUGGGGUCAAGAGAGGCGUUACCGUCCUGGAGAUGUGCAAUCGCCCCCCGUCCCUGAAGCCCGUCCAAAGAUCCUCCCGCAAAAAUCAUAUCUUUCCAUCAAGUCCGCCAAUCUCAAAGUGAUCGCCAAGAAGUUACAGGAGCUUAAUGAGCAUGUCAUAUCCUCCGGGUCAAAAGAUUUAUCGCUAAGUCCCUCGGAAUUAGAGACGGUGGCAACCUUGUGCGGUCAGCUGGAGUCUUCGAAUAUCGAGCAGUCUCCAGCAGUAGAAGCUGGAGUUGUCUUACUUUAUAAGGUUGCGACAGUCUGGCCUGCCGCAAGCAGACUGCCGGGCCUGGACCUUCUCCGCUUGUCUGCAGCCGCUACUCCUGUGACUGCCACUGCAGACUACGGUGGCAAGGACCUCAUCUCCGGAAUUCAAUCUAGUGGCGUGUUUGAUCCUCCGCUAAAUGUCAAUAAUGCGAUGCUGUCCAUCCGCAUGCUCGCAAAUUUGUUCGAAACCGAUGCCGGACGUGACCUGGCCAUGAGCAGAUUCGACCAGGUGUUAAGCGGCGUCAAGUCUGCUUUGACCAACAGCGGAGCGACGCCAAACCGAAACCUCACUAUUGCCGUAAACACACUCUACAUUAACUUCGCCGUUUACUUGACCUCUGGGGGCAGGGAGUUUAUACCCGAGUCAUCGGAACGGGCGCUAGUGCUCCUAGGAGAGCUGACAGCGAUGAUUAUUGGCGAGAAGGAUUCGGAAGCAGUAUACCGUGGGCUAGUGGCUCUGGGAACUCUGGUGAAGGGGCUUGGUGAAGAAGUUAGGACUGCUGCCAAGGAGGUCUACGAUGUUGGUGAUGUUCUAAAGAAUAUCUCCAGCUCUGGUCUUGGUAAGGAACCAAGAACCAAGGGUAUCAUGGGCGAGAUUCGGGAGUCCCUGUCAUGAGGGAUCCAUGCAUUAUUGAGAACCUGUGUUCUGCUUCACUCUGCUGUCUAUAGCACGUAUACACUUCUAGUUAAUGAUAGCGAUACACACCACACUGCAUGAAUUCAACAUUGGAAAUGUUACGGACAAAGCUA
Aspergillus sclerotioniger CBS 115572 is the source of this 2574-nucleotide messenger RNA. Its product is annotated as WD repeat PLAP family protein. The coding region runs from base 89 to 2440 and encodes 783 amino acids. Lineage: Eukaryota; Fungi; Ascomycota; Eurotiomycetes; Eurotiales; Aspergillaceae. The transcript is spliced from 3 exons. Gene Ontology annotation, molecular function: ubiquitin binding. Gene Ontology annotation, cellular component: nucleus; cytoplasm. The record is from RefSeq and is a predicted model, not a curated record. Gene Ontology annotation, biological process: proteasome-mediated ubiquitin-dependent protein catabolic process; ubiquitin recycling.